Molecule: messenger RNA, 1134 nt
Organism: Epithele typhae
Lineage: Eukaryota; Fungi; Basidiomycota; Agaricomycetes; Polyporales; Epitheliaceae
Exons: 2
Coding region: 1-1134 (377 amino acids)
Biological process (GO): hyperosmotic response; osmosensory signaling pathway via Sho1 osmosensor; fungal-type cell wall organization
Cellular component (GO): plasma membrane; cell surface; extracellular region
Molecular function (GO): osmosensor activity
Source: RefSeq, a predicted model, not a curated record
AUGACGAACGACACGUCCAUCUCGACGUCGACGACGUCCAAUGGGACCAUUAUCUCCUUCCCCACUGUGACUUCGUCGGUCACGCCCACCCCGACCACCACCUCGUUGACCUCCACACCUCAGGUCGGUACGGAAUGGACCUUCCUGUCUGGAUCUUCUCUCGCCCUCGCCUCGACGUCUUCGUCCACCGACGUCUCAACGACCGCCACCGAUCCUGAUGAGCCCACGACCACUUUCACCUUCGCCUCGUCUGCUGCGGACUCGAAGCCCACCCAAGCCGCUCUUCCUUCCGACCUGGUACAGCAAAUCCUCCCCGCUAAGGGCUACCAGCCAGGCGACCCCAGCUUGGCAGGAUACUCGCUCGUCUCCAUCCUGUUCGACACCGCCCUCGGCUGGCAGUUUGUCGUUGAGAACUCGGAUUCCGCGUCGCAGAUCUUUGCAUGGAUGUCGCCCAUCCUUCAAGCGGCGUUGAGUCUUACCGAUGACCAAGUGAAGACGUACAAGCUCGUUGUGUACGUUCCCGACUCGUACACCGGUCCGUCCGACGUCGCCAAGCUCCAGACGAUGUACAAUGCAUGGAUCCCUGAGGACCAGGUAGACGCGCUCGCGCAGCAGCUCAAGGUCUCCUCGUCUACGUUCUACAAUGGCCUCGGCUCGCCGUACAGUGAUCUCGCAAGCCACGUUAUCCGCAGCUUCCCGGUGACCAGCGUUGGGGGGACUAGCGGUAGUAACAGUGACCCCUCGUCGAACGGCUCCGCCUCGAGCAGCUCGUCCUCGUCCAAGACUCGUGAAGAUGCGAUUAUUGGUGUCGUCACGUCCCUGGGUGCUAUCACGCUCUUGAUCCUUGCCUUCCUCGUCUACCGCGCUAUCAAGCAGCGCCGCGAGCUCGCCCACCGCCGCCUCUCCGACCCCCAUCAGAACGAGUUCAUCGGCGCGCCGCCUGAAGACCACGAGUUCGACCGGGACAGCAUUGGUGGUCAGCGCCGUCGCUCCUUCUACUACGCCGCCGACUCGCUCCGCGGUACCGGCGAGCAGCACCCACCAUCUGCCGAGGACCCGUUCAACCCCGGCAUGCGCGAGCGUCGCCCGGUCAUCGGCACGCCCAUCCUGCGUGACAACACGAUGAACUGGUGA